Messenger RNA from Linum tenue, 360 nucleotides. NCBI's taxonomy places the organism in Eukaryota, Viridiplantae, Streptophyta, Magnoliopsida, Malpighiales, Linaceae. The record is from the annotation of a GenBank genome assembly.
AUGGAGGCAAAUCACGAGGAUUCCUGCAAAGCUCUCCCGGAGCUUCUUUCCUCCUUCGUCGACACCUUCGUCGAUUUCUCCGUCAGCGGCGGCUUAUUCCUACCCGCCUCUCCUACUUCUCCGCCUCUACCACCAGCCACCCGUUACCCUACUCCCAGCCGGCUCAUCGCCAUCGGAGAUCUCCACGGAGACCUUGAGAAAUCCAAACAGGCCUUCCGCCUCGCCGGCCUCAUCGACGCGGCUGAUCGCUGGUCCGGCGGCUCCUCCACUGUUGUCCAAGUCGGCGACAUGUUCGAUCGCGGCGUUGACGAGCGGAAAGAUUCUCUACUUCUUGGAGAAGCUGAAGCGGGAAGCCGCUAA